Messenger RNA from Cotesia congregata, 568 nucleotides. NCBI's taxonomy places the organism in Eukaryota, Metazoa, Arthropoda, Insecta, Hymenoptera, Braconidae. The record is from the annotation of a GenBank genome assembly.
AUGGAAAGAAAAAAAUCCAGAAAAGGUUACAAUGACUACUCUAAGAAAAGAAAGCGAACUCGUUUAAGAUCUUUGCUCAAAAUAAAUGAUGAUAAUAUAACAGUGACAAUGAUGAUAGAUUACAUCAGCAAUUGGAUAUCCAAGAGAUUGAAAUUGAAAAUCAUCGCAAUGUCGUUGAACAGCAAGAAUUAAUUCAUGAUUUUAUCAACGACAACGACAACGACAAUGCCAACAUUGAACCAGAGGAAUUAAUUAAUAAUAUAAAUAAUGACAACAAUGCCAACAUUGAACCAGAGGAAUUAAUUAAUAAUAUAAAUAAUGACAGCAAUGCCAACAUUGAACCAGAGGAAUUAAUUAAUAAUAUAAAUAAUGACAGCAAUGCCAACAUUGAACCAGAGGAAUUAAUUAAUAAUAUAAAUAACGACAACAAUGCCAACAUUGAACCAGAGGAAUUAAUUAAUAAUAUAAAUAACGACAACAAUGCCAACAUUGAACCAGAGGAAUUAAUUAAUAAUAUAAAUAACGACAACAAUGCCAACAUUGAACCAGAGGAAUUAAUUAAUAAUAU